Messenger RNA from Prorocentrum cordatum, 908 nucleotides. The record is from the annotation of a GenBank genome assembly. Lineage: Eukaryota; Dinophyceae; Prorocentrales; Prorocentraceae.
GGCUCGAGCCUCCGGGUGAGGCCAUCUCGUGAGGCCCCCUCGAGCGCGCGGCGCCUCUUCUUGCGCGGCGGCCCAUCCGUGCGAGGGCCAUGGGCGACGACUCCGAGGGCGACGGCUGCCGGGACUUCGCAGAGAUCGGCGCGGACAUGCCCGACGAGGAGGACGUCGUCUUCGACGACGCGAUGAGGGAGGCGGACGCGGCCGCGCUGGCUGCGCUCAUGAGCAACGAGGCGUUUCUCGCGCGUUGUCGGAAGUGUUGCGGCGAGAGCAACGCCGAGGGUAUCCAGUCGAACCACCGUGCCUUGGAUGGCGCUGCGGUGGGCGAGGUUGUCGAGAAGGUUGUGACCACCUAUGGCGCGCCACAUCUGAGGCCUGUGGCAAUUUUGGAGCGAUCAUCGAGGAAGAAAGAAACUGCAUAUACAUAAAUGUUCGUAGGCCCGCCGCCGAUCCAAGAAUUCCGCGCGGACCUCCGAAAGUUUCUGGUCAUGUCGUUUGAUCGACCUCUGGAUCAGGUGAGGAGACCACGGCAGACGGCGCAUGCUGGUCGUUGAUGAAUCUGCUCAGAUACGCAGCUGCCGGGCAGAGUUGAGCUACUGCAGUGAUGGGCAUUGGGAAGAGGGGCAGCCUCAGCAGCUACCUACGACUUCGCUCAGCAGCUUCAAUAGACCCCGAGUGUUAGUAUAUGCGAGCAUCGCGGAAACCCGGACAUGUCAUCAAUCGCCCUUCUCCUGGAUCGAUUCUUGAACGCGCAUGUUGGUGCCAAAGGACGGAGCCGACGAGGGGGGAAGGUGGAGAGGGUGCCCAAGCGGUUGUGUCUCGUCUGUCAUUCUCUCUCUCUCUCUCUCUUUUUUUCUUCCAUUCCUCCCUCCUCCCUCCUUCCUCCUUCCUCCCUCUUCUCCUCCUCCUCC